AUGGCGUCGUUUAUGGAGAUUACAACUGGAAGCAUUUUAGUUGACUGUCCAGUUUCAACAUUUGAAAACACCUACGGGUACCAAGAAAACACCUACGGGUACCAAGAAAACACCUACGGGUACCAAGAAAACACCUACGGGUACCAAGAAAACACCUACGGGUACCAAGAAAACACCUACGGGUACCAAGAAAACACCUACGGGUACCAAGAAAACACCUACGGGUACCAAGAAAACACCUACGGGUACCAAGAAAACACCUACGGGUACCAAGAAAACACCUACGGGUACCAAGAAAACACCUACGGGUACCAAGAAAACACCUACGGGUACCAAGAAAACACCUACGGGUACCAAGAAAACACCUACGGGUACCAAGAAAACACCUACGGGUACCAAGAAAACACCUACGGGUACCAAGAAAACACCUACGGGUACCAAGAAAACACCUACGGGUACCAAGAAAACACCUACGGGUACCAAGAAAACACCUACGGGUACCAAGAAAACACCUACGGGUACCAAGAAAACACCUACGGGUACCAAGAAAACACCUACGGGUACCAAGAAAACACCUACGGGUACCAAGAAAACACCUACGGGUACCAAGAAAACACCUACGGGUACCAAGAAAACACCUACGGGUACCAAGAAAACACCUACGGGUACCAAGAAAACACCUACGGGUACCGAAUAUUUUCACCCUCCUCUAUCACUAUCAGCCCACCGCGCUGCUUGGGGCAACAUAAAAAAAUGGGGAUAUUUUUAUUGCGUCGUCUCAAACGGUCCAACAUAGGUAAUUUCUGUUUCACAAUACGUUUAUAA
Messenger RNA from Physella acuta, 825 nucleotides. Its product is annotated as RNA-binding protein FUS-like. Lineage: Eukaryota; Metazoa; Mollusca; Gastropoda; Physidae. The record is from RefSeq and is a predicted model, not a curated record.